AUGAUCGCACUUGAUAAAAUACCUGACGGGCCUAGUGUCCCAGAAGGAUUCCUUGGUGUCGGCUAUGGUACUUCAGGCUUCAGAUCCCAUGCCGAAGGACCGAUAAAUGCCAUGGACCAUGUGGCCUAUAGAUGUGGUCUCAUCUUUGCGGCUAUGCCCUUGAUAUCUCGAGGAUAUCCAGACGUAUACAGCGAGUACCUCCUGAAGUCCAAAGACUCGGACUCUGAGGUCAUUGGCAUGGGAUGCGUCAUAACUGCAAGUCACAACCCGUACCAGGAUAACGGGGUAAAGUUAUUCACGCCUUCCGGAGAGAUGCUCGAAUCUGAGUGGGAACAAUUGAUGGAUGAAUUUGUAAACACCAAGGGAAGUGUACAGGAGUUGUUGAAGGAGUACUUGAAGGUUUCUCAGGGGUUUAAGGAACAUCUGGAAACGUUUAGGAAAAGGUAUAGUAUACGUAUUAUAGUUGGGUAUGACAGUAGGUCUACGAGUCCCAGGCUAGUUUCUUUCUUUAAAAAAGGUGUAAAUGCGGUUCUAGAUGCUUUGGAACUCGACACUAGUGAGUGUAUUGUUAUAGGAAAGGUCACAACACCUACACUCCCAUUCUUGCUGAACAACGGAUAUGCUAGUGUAUCAUCUGACUCUGUAUAUUUAGAUUAUAUAGAGGGUGUUUUCAGUGAUGUUGUGCAAAAGUUUACAAAGUUUGGUCUCCUUAAAGAAACUUUUACCAUAGACACCAACGAAGAACUGUAUUAUGAUUGUUCCUUUGGGGUUAGUAGCUUCAAAAUAUGGAGAUUUUGUAAUUGUAUAAGGCUACUUGGAAUGAAUCCCUACGUCUGUAACUCGAGCAUACCCGGAGAUCCAAGUGAAAUGUUCAAUCGGUUAAACGCUGGUUGUGGUUCUGACUAUGUUAUGAGUAAAAAUACUGUACCACAAUCUGUAAAGGAUAUGGAUAUAUAUAUUGGGAAAAGGUUUUGUUCGUUCGAUGGAGAUGCUGAUAGGGUUAUCUACUUUGUGCCAGGUCGUGAUGGCCAAUGCACGGUUUUCCAUGGUGAUCAUAUAUUGUUGGUAAAACUCUUGUUUUUGAGGUCUCUACUAAAGGAUUGUACAUUUAAGUUGAGCGUGGGUGUCUUACAAACGAGAUAUUCCAAUGGUGCGAUAACUGCAUAUAUACAUUCGCUCAUCUCCAAAUGGAACUCUGAAUCUAGUGGUAUAGAAUGGCACCAUGAGUUCUUUAACAGCGGAGUCAAACAUGCGCAAAGAGCCGCUAAAAAAUAUGAUUUGUCUGUUUACUAUGAAAAGAAUGGUCAUGGUGCUAUUGUUUCUCGUGUAAACACCUUUGAAAGUACAUGUAGUUGUUUGAAUGAGCUAUCAAGUAAGGAAAAUAAUGGUAAUAGGGAGAUAUUGAGUUCAGUAUUAAGGUUGUUUUACCCAGGCGGGGAUGCCAUUGUAAACUCUCUGGUGUUUGAACUUGCUCUAAAGGUGCUGGACAUGUCUAUAUAUGACUGUGUUCGUUUGUAUACCGAUUUACCGUUUAUGAACACAAGGUAUGAAAUUCCAAAACAUAUAAUGACCCGUUUCUCAACUAGUAUUGAUAAUGAUUCGGUACUUGUUCGUCCCAAGGAAUUCCAAGAAAGCUUGGAAUCUCAAGUGCAGUUAUAUGAUGGUGCCAGGGCUUUUGUGAGGCCGUCUGGUACAGAAAAUAUAUUGAGGAUAUAUGUAGAAGCAAAUAGUGAAGAUGUAGUUAAAGUUUUGUAUGAUUUCAUAAUAGAAGGUAUUGAAAGAGCUUUGAAUGAUACCGAGUGA
Molecule: messenger RNA, 1803 nt
Organism: Theileria equi strain WA
Lineage: Eukaryota; Apicomplexa; Aconoidasida; Piroplasmida; Theileriidae
Product: phosphoacetylglucosamine mutase, putative
Exons: 1
Coding region: 1-1803 (600 amino acids)
Biological process (GO): UDP-N-acetylglucosamine biosynthetic process; carbohydrate metabolic process
Molecular function (GO): phosphoacetylglucosamine mutase activity
Source: RefSeq, a predicted model, not a curated record